Messenger RNA from Lutzomyia longipalpis, 2896 nucleotides. RefSeq names its product actin nucleation-promoting factor WASL (gene WASp). The coding region runs from base 541 to 2061 and encodes 506 amino acids. Gene Ontology annotation, molecular function: actin binding. The transcript is spliced from 5 exons. Lineage: Eukaryota; Metazoa; Arthropoda; Insecta; Diptera; Psychodidae. Gene Ontology annotation, biological process: actin filament organization. The record is from RefSeq and is a predicted model, not a curated record.
AUAGGGGCGUGUGGGCAUUGAUGUCAAAGUUUUGGGUGGAAGUGUACGCGAUAUUUUCUUUCUCAGAUUUUCUUGCUAUUUUUGCCUAUUUUCCUCAGUUUUAUGUACUACACCCCCAGGGAAAAACACUCCAUGGGGUAUGUGAGAGUGCAUUGAGUGCAUUAUGUGCAACGGAAGUGGAUCAGCCUGGGCAGGAGAGUGAAGAAGAGAGUGACGUGUGUGCGAAGGAAUGUGUCGCUGACGGACAUCCAUCGCUAAGGCCCCGUGUGAUUCACACAAAAUCACACAUUUUUGAACAUUGGCUGUGCAUUCAGUCGCGCGAAUCCGCGGUGGCAGGCAGCACCAUCAGCAGACCAGGUGCUCUACGCGUGAGUGAAUUGCGGUCGGGUGGGUGUGCAGAAAGUGUGAGUGUUUUUUUCUUGAGGGUCGGGCUAGCCAGCUGGUGGAAAGUUCUCUCUGUGUGUGGUGCGAAGGAGUGCGUGUGGUGCAACAAGGGCAGAGCACACCUGGGUUGUCGUUGAGCAGGUGUAGCUGGGAAAGAUGAAGCAUCAGGGGAGUACAGCUGGUGUGGGCACCGAGAGAAAAAUCAACAAGGCCAGCUCACUACUUUCACCCGAAGAAAAUCAGCAGGUUUUCAAUUUGCUGGACAGAAAAUGCAUGUCAAUGUGCACCGCUGUGGUCCAGUUAUACGUGACAGAUGCUCCAGCACAUUCGCAAUGGCACAAACGGUACACGGGGGCCCUGUGUUUCGUCAAAGAUAGCGGCAAGAAGUCCUACUACUGCCGCCUGUACUGCCUCAUGCGCCACGAGGUGGUCUGGGAGCAGGAAAUGUAUGACACAAUUCAAAUUCAACGAACUCGACCCUACUUGCUCAACUUUGAGGGUCAGGAUGGCCUUGUUGCACUGAAUUUUGCCUCAGAGGAAGAAGCUGAAAACUUCCACAGGAUCUCCACAACAACAGUGGCCAAUCGCAUAAAGAGACGUGAAGAACGUAUGAAGCGAUCGUCAACGAGGAAGGAGCCACCACCUCGUCCCAAUGCCGCCCCACAGAUUUCGCAUCAGCACAACAAUGUGGAAGAGACGUCGCAGGUGACACUGCGCAACAGGGCACCAGUUAUGGCACAGCCACAGCCGGUGGCACCGGUGCAGAACUUUGGUGGGAUGUCUGGUGGGCAGCAGCGUGCAAAGAAGGGGCGCGAUAGGAAGAUCACCAAAGAGGACAUUGGGAAUCCCACGGAUUUCAAGCAUAUCACGCAUGUGGGAUGGACGGAGCAGAAGGGUUUCGACUGGACGGGCGAAGAGGUGGAGCAUCUCAAGCCAUUCCUCCGGAAGGCUGGUGUGUCGGAGCGACAGCUCAAGGAUCGGGAGACGCGGGAAUUCAUCUAUGACUUCAUUCAGAGCAACAAGGUGAUGGAUCACCUGAACCCGAGUAGUCCGCCGGGGAAGAAACCGCCAGCGCCUUCAGGAAAUGAGGGGCGACAGAUGCCUCCGCCACCGGUGCCAACGCGUCAGCGUAGUCGCAAUGGGGCACGAGCUGCUCCACCGCCACCACCGCUGCGUCAACCCCAAUCGACUCCGGCUCCGCCAAAAGCUCCCCCGCCGGGACGUCCACCUCCUAUGACCGCACCACCACCACCAGGUGCUCCGGCUCCCCCUCCGCCGCCACCGCCUCCCCCAAUGGCACCUCCACCGCCCAGUAGUGGACCUCCGCCACCGCCGCCUCCAGCUGCUGCUGCACCCUCCAAUGAACCAGAUGGUCGUUCGGCGCUCAUGGAAAGCAUCCGUCAAGGCACAAAGCUCAAGAGUGUCGAUCGCACAAAUGUUGUGGGCAGCACUGGCGAUUCACGAUCGGAUCUGCUUGAGGAAAUUCGUCGCGGACGAGAUCUCAAGCCGGCGUCUGAGCGUGAAUUGCCCAGUGUUCAGAGAUCCAAUAGUGGAGCUGGAGCUGAUGCCCUGGCAGAUGCUCUCCGGCGUGCCCUGAUGGAGCGUGGCCGGGUAAUUCGAUCUUCGGAUGAGGAAAGCAAUAACAGUACGGACAACGACAACGAGUGGGACGACUGAAUUGGUGGGUUGGGGGAGGUGUUUUGUAGAGUGACAAUAUCCAACGAGAGGUGAUUUGUGGAUUCUUUACACACGGUGCACGGGAUAAAACAAAACAAACAACAACUUCUUAAUAUCUUUCACACACACACAAUAUGCCUAUCAUCUCUCGGGCUGCGUUCUUCUUUAUAUCAUCAGCAUUAUAUGCGUUUUUUGUAUUAGUAAGGUGUUUAAGCAAUUAAUUUUCUCAAUUAUUCAGUGAUUGAUUCACUUGAAUAAUUGCGCCAGGAUUAGAAGGAAAAGAAAUGGAGAUAUCAAAUGAAAAAAAUGUUCGAAGUGGGGGUGAAGAUAAAAAAUUCUUGAAGAGUGCCAAAUUAGGUAGUUAUUAUGUAUUAAUUCUUAAGUUACCAAAAUGUAUAGAAAGAGGGGAAUUCAUCUUUGAUUUAUCCCCAAAGGAAAAAGACACACAACAAUACCUAAAUAACAAUUUAUCACACCUAGUAGUGAAUUUAGUAUGAAGAAUUUCUUGUGAGUUCCAUUGCAGAGCAACAAUAAAAAUUCUCUUUUUUCCAUAUAAAAUAAAUAUAUAUCAUUGUAUAAUCAUAAUUAUUAUCACAUUUUAUCGCAUAUUAAAAAAAAGAAUUUAAAUGUUUCUAAAGGGAAAAAUUUGAAAUAAAAAGGAGGAAGUUCAUUGAUAAAAACACUGAGAGAAAAAGGAUAUAAAAGUACGACAAAAUGUACAGAAUUUUAAGAAAAAAAAAGAGUUAAAUUAACAUUUCUUUUGUUCUUCUUUAUUUUUUUGCAUAACCAAAUUCAAUUAAUAUGAGAAAUAUAUUUGAGAAAUAAUGUUAUGACA